GACUCUCCGCUCUCAGUCAGAAUAAUACUGUGAUGGCUUGUGUCAGAGUCAGAACACCUUUCUGUGGAAAGGGGGAACUCAGAUGUGCGGUAGUUUUCGUAGGUGUAUUUUACUUGAUAAUAGCGUUGGCGGGAACAGCCGCAGGCUUUGGAUACAAGGCGACAGACUAUGGAUACGGUACUUACGGAGAGAACUAUUUUCUGUUGCUGUUGGGCGUAUCUUGUGUCAUAUGGAUCAUAGUAAACAUUCUCCUGCUUCACGGCGCCAUUACGAAGCAGCACAAGUUCCUUCUGCCAUGGAUCUACUGGCAUGUGGUGCUCCCUGUCAUUGCAUUCGCCGAACUAAUCUGGAGCAGCAUCGUGAUGGACAAAGUGUCUGUGUUUAAGGGUCCGCUUUAUGGCUUCCUAGAAGAUUCCAUGGCUGCUGUGCUUUCCUGCGUCGUCACAUUCCUGUGUACGGUGAUGUACUUCUUCAUCUUGGUGUACAGUUUAUAUCGCGACUUGAAGGGCGUGGACAGCAACAAUACUCCAAACACAUCUGAGCGUCCUGUUAUAACAGUGCUGCAGCCUGGUUACAACAAGUUUGCAGGAGCGCCACUUGGUCACCCAGUGUUGCAGACAGGAAUGCCAUCUACCAACACAUUGUCGCAAGCUGCUCAGGCUGCUCAGUAUGAUGAAGCCGUAGCGCCGGCUUCUGCUAAUCGGGAAGGAGAGACAGAGAACUAUUACGUAAUACCUGACGGCAAAUAACUUCAUUCAGUCUCUCUCCAGGCUCUCCGAAAUAAUAAUAAGACGAACAAUUGAAUUCAGUUCUUUACUUGUUCACUUGCUCAGCAUCCCAAAGGCUAAUUACAAUAAUGCAAGCACGAGCAAAAUAAAGAAACAAACAAACAUACACACUGAAGAAAAAAAGUGGCUAAUUUUAUCAUUUAGACCAUAACAAUUUUAUUAGAGCAAUCACGCAAACCAUUAUGAGAUGAAACAGGAAGUUCUGGGAAGAACUAAUCGCCUACUUCCCUUUCGCCGUAAUUGUAGUACCUGAUAGGGCAAGUAGAAAGAAAAGGUUAGUGUGUAUGCGUAAUGAAGUCAAUAAAAUGCUGCAAUGUUGGUAUUAUUGAUUGGAAUUAUUUGCGAGGUGCACCGUUGAGAUGACCUCAGAUGGCACGAUAUACAUACACAAGUUUCAUGACGAUUGGUAGAAUUAAGUUUAUUGCUUCGACAAAUUGAGAGGUUGUAAUGUUGGUACUAGUAAUAAGAGGGUUUCACUAGAAAAGCCGCUUCCAAAGAUCGUCAUACAACAUAUUUUGAGGGGGUAGUUCUACACCACAAAUUGAAUACUCUGGGUCAAAUGAAAGUAGGAAGAAUGCAAGCAAAUACAACUUCACAGUGUGUGUACACUAAGAACGUUUGCAACAAACAGUUCAGUAUGGAAAUACUAUAUUAUCUUUCUAUCCGUAACCAAUGGGUCUAUUAUACCUAGGAUCCUAAUAAUGUUCCUGGUGUCCCAAAGCCGUGUUAUCAAGAACUGCACUUAACGAGAUAUGAUAUAUAUAUAUAUCACUGUCAUCUUCU
Cryptotermes secundus is the source of this 1571-nucleotide messenger RNA. RefSeq lists its product as uncharacterized. Lineage: Eukaryota; Metazoa; Arthropoda; Insecta; Blattodea; Kalotermitidae. The transcript has 5 exons. The coding region runs from base 33 to 749 and encodes 238 amino acids. The record is from RefSeq and is a predicted model, not a curated record.